This is a messenger RNA of Camellia sinensis, 1779 nucleotides long. NCBI's taxonomy places the organism in Eukaryota, Viridiplantae, Streptophyta, Magnoliopsida, Ericales, Theaceae. The record is from RefSeq and is a predicted model, not a curated record.
AGAAAAAGAAGAAGAAGAAGAAGAAGAAGAAGAAGAAGAAGAUGGUCAAUAUGUUGAAGUGUGCCACCAAGAACAAAAGCCAGCAAAUGAAGACUUUAAUGACUUCUGCAAAAUUAUACUCAAUGAUGCACCUGAGGGAGAAGAACAAAUUCAUCAACAAACACUUGAGAAACUUCAAACUGAGAACAACAAUUUGCAACUAGACAACACAGUGAAGACCAUCUACAUAAAUAAACUUGAAGAGGAUAACAGGCUACUCACAGCACAAAUACAACAAUUGAAAGAUGAAAAUUCUCGAUUGCAUAACCAAUUGGUUGAAAAAGAGGUCCAUGAGAUAACCCAAGAAGUUUGUGCAGUAAAACAUCUGGGACAGAUGCAAAGAAUGAAGGCCAUACAAUAAACGAUGAAAAUUCUCAAGUGUUGUAGAAAGAGGUCCAUGAAAAUUCUGAAGUGGUGGACAAAGAGCUCCAUCAGAAAGAGGUCCAUGAAAAUUCUGAAGUUAUGGACAAAGAGGUCCAUCAGAAAGGGAUCCAUAAGAUAACGCGACAACAUUUUGCAACCAAACAUUGUGAAACAAAUACAAAUGUGAAAGACUGUCAAAAUUCUCAGUUGCAGAAUCAGUUACUGGAGGAAGAAGUCCAUGACUUAACCCAACAAGUUUGUGCAAUAAACGCCGAUGAUCUGACAGAAUCAAGACAAACAAAUCUACAGAAUUCCAUAAUUAAAAAUAUCAAAGCUAAAGCAAGGAAGACUAUUGAGGUGUCAGAUUAUGAGUAUAGAGGCAAGAAAGUUAAAGUUGAGAAAGAGAAGGAAUACAAAGAUGAGACAAUUUCAAACAAGUAUGCUGUGGCUCAAUUGCUACCUCCUGAAGAUAAAUAUAAACUGCAAAUUCUUUGGAAAGAAAAGCAAACAGAAUCAAGUGCUUGUAUAUGGUUUGGUGCAAGAUAUGAAAAUUGUGUAUUUAUUAAUGAUAUCAAGAACUUGGUAAAAGGGACAGACAUUCCAGCUGUACAAUGGAUGCAUAUGCUGAGAUUCUUCAAAGAGAACCACAAGCACAGAAUUCUGGUGAUGGAGCAGAGCAUAAUGGCAAGUCUUUCAUAUUGUCAAGUCUAUAUUGGUCAAUGUUAAAGAAGAAAACUUCAGAACAAAGGAAAAAGAUUUUGAAAAAUACUUUGCAAGAAUCCCUCCCAUGUCGAUACAUCCAUAUCCCCAUCCACAAUUUCAAUCAUUGGACAUUACUUGUUAUCGACAAACACUUGAGGACUUGGAAACAUUUCAACUCUUUGAGACCAAGAAAAGGAAAGGACAAGCACUACAGCGUUGCAAAUCAACUGGAUACACCUUGUCAAGUAGAAAAAGCCUGGAAUCUUGUUGUCAAGAUUGAAUCAGUCAAAGACACCCCUCAACAAGAAGCAAUGACGAAUGACUGUGGAAUUAUUGUUUGCUACAUCAUAAGACAAUACGUGAGGCAUCAACCAAUUCCAAACACAUUACCACCAGGCACAUCCACAAGACUCAGAGCAGACAUGGUACAUGAGUUCCUUAGUGAUCCACAAAGAUCAAUCAAAGUCAAGUAGAGUCAAGAUUGCAACCUUCAAUGAAAUCUUUUUUGAUGUGUAACUCAAUGAACUCUUUUUUGUAACACUCUGAUACGAUGACUAAUAUUUUUGUUAAUAGUUCCAAGCAUAUUACCUAACAAACAUAUUACAAUUUCUAUGAUGUGUAAUGGAAUAUUUUGUCAUAUUCUCAAAGAUAUAUGCACCCGAGCUUUGUUGAUGU